This is a messenger RNA of Aspergillus glaucus CBS 516.65, 2795 nucleotides long. RefSeq names its product Kelch repeat-containing protein. The transcript has 3 exons. NCBI's taxonomy places the organism in Eukaryota, Fungi, Ascomycota, Eurotiomycetes, Eurotiales, Aspergillaceae. The coding region runs from base 1 to 2418 and encodes 805 amino acids. The record is from RefSeq and is a predicted model, not a curated record. Gene Ontology annotation, molecular function: protein binding.
AUGUCUGAACACUUCCGGUUCUUGGGUCUACCGUCAUCCAUUCGCGCACACAUCUACCAACUGAUUAUCGCAGACGAUGAAGCUCAAUUGGCUACACAGGCCCCAAAUACCUCAAAUACAGCGAGUAGUUGGAAGUCGGGCCAGGAUAUUCGUAACUUGCUCCUGACUCAUUCCCGCAUAUAUGCAGAGCUGUCAUACGCCCAAAAGCACUUGGUUGUCCAAUACAGAAAUAACCGAAGUCUCCAGAAACUGCAUGACUUGACACCGGCCGGAAUCCAGUCUCUUGUUAAACUGACUGUUCUUCUGAAUGUCAGUACCUGUGAGCCAGGAUGGGGGUGUUGUAAACUCCGGUCGUGUGGCAGUUGGGGGUGUAAUCGGCACGACCAACCGCUCAGCUCGACAUCACCACAUUAUCAUGAAGUCCUUGAGAAGUGGUACAGCGCGAUUGAGUACAUAGUACCAUUUGUACGACCAAAUCGGUUACAGCUGUUUUUUAUCUGCGAUGUUGCGGACAUGACAGCGGCUAGGGCGGUUGUUGAACCACUACUCAAUGAGACUCUUCCUACGCUUGGAGAGUGUAACAUUCGCCUAAGCGCAGACGCUGAUCCUGACAUACGACAAAUUGCACACCGAGCAGCAAAGCAAGCCAUGGGUCUUUCAUUCACGGAGCCACAAUCUCCAUUCCCCUUCCUGGAUUUACCUUGGGAGUUGCGACAUCGGAUCCUGCAAUACACCGAUCUAAUCACGUCCUUCCGCGAGCUCACCUGGAGUCCCUGUUCUGGAUAUCAUGUCACAUUUGCCGUAGACUAUUGCGAAGGGGAAUGUGCCCCUGAGGACCAUCACGCCUCCCUGUUUCAUGAUUGCUGGAAGAGGCCUGCAGUGAUUGACAUUGGAUGCUUCUGUUCCCGCUUCCACUCCGUCUUUUCAAAUCAUUGCCAGUGCUGGCAUUUUCCGAGCCCAUUCUUCCUGGUCUGUCGUGCUUUUCGGAAAGAUGCUUUGUAUGUCCUCUUUACGCAGAAUCGAUGCAUCGUCACUCCAGUUGAUGGGUAUGGCUGCGCACCAAAAACUGUUCUGUCGUGCUUUGAAAGUUCAAUCUUCUUGCGUGACAUCGUUCCAUCGGACUACCUAUGUCGGUUGAAAUUCCUUGAAAUCGUCUUCCCUCCAGUGGAUGAAGAAUACCUCGAGCCUCGAGGGCCUGCACUCCAGGACUGGGAGCACACAAUCGACUACUUCAAGGACAAGCUAAAUCUCCCGACUCUCACUCUACUCAUAUAUUUCGCAGACUUCUACGGCUCCUGCCACGCACCUGUCUCCCGAAAAGAACUAGGCCGCGAAGAAGGAACGUCCAAGGUAUUAGGGGCAUAUAUGCAAAUCACUCGUCCCUUGGAGAAGCUAAAGGCAAAUGGACUCACUCGGCUAUUUGUGCAUGCGGCCUGGCCAUGGACAUGGACAAGGGACGGAGAAAACGCUCUGCUGAGGCAGGAGUGGAUUGUGAAGAAGGAUGUAAACGAGAUUGAAAAGGGGCUAGAGAGCCAAGUUAUGGGGGAGGGUUAUGAUAGCGCCUUGUUGGGAAAGAAUGGGUUUCCGAAGAGUCAGUGGCUGAAGGAUCAUGAGAUAUAUGUCUUCGGUGGUAUGUCGAACUCGGUUUCCACAUCCGACGGCGAUGUCCACGUCCUUUCCUUGCCAUCUUUUCGCUGGAUCCGGGUCGUAGAUGGUAAUGACCUCCGAAUCGAGCACAAGUGCCAACUUGCAGGAAAGCACACCAUGCUGGCUAUUGGAGGGCUUAUUCCACAUGGCAGUGAGGAGUUUAAACCCAAAACAUCCACCUGUGACAGUGGCGCGUUCCAGAACGGGAUAGGAAUUUUUGAUCUCAAUGAGCACGACUGGCUUUUUAAUUAUGACGCGGAUGACGGGGAGCACAAAGUACAUCAGAACAUUUCCGAUGUUAUUGGGGGAAGCAAAACUGGCGGCGCCACUGUUACGAAACCCGAGAAAGGAUUCGGCAGCACUGAUAUAGCCAAUCUAUUCAAAAACAAAAAGACAGUCCCCAGCUCAAGCACCUCCCCAUCAUCAACAUCGACAGCCCAAUCCGACACUAGCUCCAACUCCAUCUCAAAGGGCGGCAUCGCAGGAGCAACCGUCGGUGCCGUCGGCAGCGCUGCUGCCCUGUGUGGUCUAGCAUUCUUAGUCAUCGCGUACAAGCGGCGUCGCAACACGAAGCGGAACCUCGAUACCACAGACCUAAAUGGUAAAGGCAGACAGCCUCAUUUGGCGGAACUCCAUGGACAAGAGAGGUCAAUUGAGUUGGGCAUGUCGGAGGUUGCGGAGAUGUCUGCGAAUAAUGUGCCGCCGCAGGAGUUGCCGGCGGAUAUUAGCCAUACAAGGGCAGAGUUGGAUGGAUCGCAGAGUAGCCGGUAAUCGGGGUGGAUGAAGGCUAUAUCAAUCACUAUAGGAAGUGUUGUACAUAAUCAUAAUAGGGUAUCGAUGUACUUGUAUCUAAUCCUAAUAAACUAAACCGAGCCGGUGGUGUAAUGAUAUUGGAAUAUCGGGACGAAAAAAUGGCUGACCGCAUCAAAUGGGAUAGAUUUCGAAUCUUUUUAAGAACCCCCUUCUUCACAAGCUGCUCACGGUGAUGAAGCACCGGAUGGUAAGUUGAAACGGAUAAACCAAUGUAGCGGUUAAAACUCCGUAUCGGGGAAGUCGGGGGAGUCGAUUAUCCGGACUGCACGAGGCUGUAGGCGACGAAUUUUAAUUACACAAGGAGGAUAACAUUGAUCUCUAUAGACACAAAGGUG